Molecule: messenger RNA, 17830 nt
Organism: Dermacentor andersoni
Lineage: Eukaryota; Metazoa; Arthropoda; Arachnida; Ixodida; Ixodidae
Product: muscarinic acetylcholine receptor DM1-like
Biological process (GO): adenylate cyclase-inhibiting G protein-coupled acetylcholine receptor signaling pathway; G protein-coupled receptor signaling pathway, coupled to cyclic nucleotide second messenger; chemical synaptic transmission
Cellular component (GO): synapse; plasma membrane; dendrite
Molecular function (GO): G protein-coupled serotonin receptor activity; G protein-coupled acetylcholine receptor activity
Source: RefSeq, a predicted model, not a curated record
UGUACCGUUGCGAAAUUUAGGGACCCAACGUCGGAGUUCCAAAAGUAUUAAGAGAGCGAUGGUGACGGGCUAUUGUCAGGUGCGCUCACAUAAUAAAAGUAUCAGUGUAAUUAAAAAGGUUGACCCACAUCCACACUUGCACCACAAAUUAGGUAGUGUAUGUUGGAGCAUAGAAAGGACAAUUGGAUAACGGCCAUAGCACCAUCCCUCCCCUCAUCGUGCUUUACUCCGUCUCUCCUCGAGGUACAACUGUAAAACGCAACGAAAGCGACGUCAGCAUCACACUACGGCUACGGUAGCUGCGCCCAGUCGCCUGCACUUCAGUAACGGUAAAAAGAAGAACCCAUAACUGAAGCUUAACAAAAAAAAAAAAAAGCCGACACUGGCGCGCCGGCGAGUCCGCCCUCCACGCGGUAGCGGCCAAGAGGCGCCGUGUUUCGAUUUCGCUUUCCGGGGCGUCCGAUGCUGUGGCUCCGCAUCUUCCCUCAUCCUCUCCCCGCUCCUCUUCCUCCUUCUCAUCACCCUUUCCCUCCGCUCUUUCUCGCACAUGCGCCGUUCUCUCCCCCUUCUACUUCCCUCCGCGCCGUAAACGAGCGCGCGCUGCGACGAGCGGCCGAGCGUUUUAGUCGCUCCUGGGUCGCCGUCGCGCUGUUGGGAUCUACGGUUUUCUGCGGAUGCCCAGUUCUAGCGCCGGUUUGUUGUCCUGUUUUUUUUUUUCUUCUGUAACUCUCGCCCUUCCCUGUCCACCGGCAGCGAUCGUCGUUCUUCUCCCCGAUCUUUCCGGUACGCUACACUGCGACCGGUAGCGUACCGAAUCAGGUCGCCGUUAUCGGCCGCUACGGAUAACGGAGCUUCACCCAUACUCCGCUUUUUCCGCCUCUAAUGUUGACCCUACGUACGUGCCUGCGAGUGGAGCCUGAGUGAUUGUUUCCUGCUUCCUUCUGCAUGGAUCCAAGACCCAACUGAGCGCCAGCCGCGUCCUGACAUUUACCCGAUGGCCUACUCCUGCUAAGCGAGCCGCUGCUUUCUGGGUGGAGUAACUGUGAAUUCGUGUGCGUGUCUAUCCUGUGUACCUGAGCGUGGCCAUUACCCGUACAACGCGACUGGUCUUCUCAGCUAGAAGGCCGCAAGACGCCGUGUGCUUCGCUAUAUUCUGUGCCGCCUGAUCACAGGUCUAGCCUGGCAAUUUCGACCUACAGUGCCGGGGGUAGCGAGAGAUGGACGUCGGCCACGUAUGGCGGUCUCUAGCCCGCCGUGUUCGGCGUCUGGGCCCGUUGGCUACCAAGUUCCCGUGUAGUUCGAACGGCGUCCGAUUCAACUGCAGACUUGAUACCGACGAGUUCGAGCGUCAUCGUGGUCAGGUGGACGGCUGGAUGGGCUGAUGGAGUGCGGCGGGUUUGACAUUACGUGACUAUUCAGCUCUCAAACAUUUACCCUUUCUUUUGAAACUUUCGUUUUUUCCCCUUUGUUGCUGAUAUUCCCGACGUCCCACUCCUUGCCGCGACAUCGGCGGAAGCAAGAUGUCGAGGACUGUCGGUUGACACUGAGCGAAGCCUUGAAAAUUCUCACGAUGCCUCGCUGCUGCCAGCAGUCCAGAUGCCGAAGGAGUGCGAUAUCGUUCCUUGAUGGAGACCCUCUUCUGCGAUAACCAACUGCAUCGUCACCUGCUGUGAGCCACUGUGAGUGCGGUCAGUGUGAUUGGUUGCUGAUGAUUGAUGAGAAAGAGGUAAAAGUCAUAGCGGCGUACGCGAACAUCCCUUGCGUAGCGUAGGAUUGUUGUCGCGCGAGACGACGCGCUGUGCUUUUACUUUGCCAGUGUUUCCUUCGGUGUAUCCAUCCUUUGAAAACUUCCGAGUAUUUAUUCCAUUGUCUCAAUUGUCGUCUGUUACCAACGCCCGUUUCAAACUUUACUUGUCUGUGUCCUCCUCUUUCAAAUGUUGUUGCUUGCGUCGAACGAGUAUGUUGCGUUUCCGACAUCUCAGCGGAAGGGUCGGCUGGGCUUCGAAAAACAGUUUGUGAUUUCGUUACGCGACACGCCGAUCGUUUACGCUUCAGAGACGGCGUCAUCAAAGAUGGCCACCCAGCGAGACAGUUGCGAGCGCCCCUAGGGUGUGUCAGCCAAACUACGGAGAGCAUAAGGAAUCCUCACACUUUGGUGUUGAGAGACUGAAGGCUCACGCAGACUUCGCAGGUAAAGGUAAAUUCCAGGAAGUACUUGCGAGUAAUUGGCUUGUAAAGUUGUCCUUACAAGGGAGAAAGAAAAAUAGAGAGCAAUCGGGAUUGUUUUUUUCAUGCACAGAACUACCUUCCACCGCAGUCGUUCGAAAGACCACUCGCUGAAACUGCCCAUGGGUUGAAAGAUUCAGCUCCAAGUUUGAAUUCUAACGAAAAACGUGCUGCCUGAGCUUGACAAGGCUUUCAGCCAAAUUAAGUGCGGAUGCUGAAAAGCACGAUGGCGCCUUGUUGUUUUUAUAUGAAAUUCCACGUCAGCCUCUUUCAGCAGCGCCUGCGAUCUGAAAACCAGCAGGGAAUCGAAUGAGACUCCGCUGUACUCGUCAUUCCUAUUUCCGCGCGCUUUCAGAGGGAUAUCCAAGAGACCUCGAGAAACCUGUCUUCCUCGUUGUGGUGCUUCCUCAAACGUAUCUACUACAAGUCUGUCCGCAGCGCUCGUCAAAACAAUAUGCUUAUGACAGGAGGCAGACCAACACCUUUGCGUUCGGUUCGGUUGCAACUUUGUAAGCAGACCCAAAUCUGAGCGUCGUCAUCAACUUGAUGUGUUCUGCACACGUGUUUCCCAAUUUGUUUUCGGUUACUUCACAUCGUUGGAGUGUUGUGACCGCUGUGUUGAAUAAGCCUGCAACGACAACACAAGUGUGGAAGUGACUCGUCGUCCAGACUAGGAAGUGCUGCUCCUGGAGCCUCCACUACAAGCCAUUUUGGUGGUCUCUUGCAUGAAGGUAUGUGGUAAGGCUGCAACACCUGGAUUCCUGGAUGCCCGGGAAUAACCUGUUUGUAUCGGUCAGCCACUCACACUACACUUCGCCGAAGGAUUGAUGCAACACCUCUGAUAACCGCUUCCUUACGGCACCAUUCGAGGUACUUGAGUGCAUCGGUCACGAGUCGGAAGGGAUAGGACGGUCUUCCAAGCAAUACAACUGUGUCUCCGUAACGGGUUACCACGGAAGCUCUGCGGGCGCAAGUUCUCGAAAGGACGGAAACCUUCCUCUCGGGUUCCUGGAGGAAGUCAUUAGCGAUGAUGUCUCGGCUUCUGCUGCCCUUGCAUCGCAUUUAUUCUCCAAGAUGCGAAGAAGACGACUCUUGCGGAAGCAGCCGGCCUCUGCAAACAUGAGCGUGCUCGCCUGGAAAAAAGACAGAAAUCACGAAGUCGCACGAGACACUCAAACACGUUCUGUUGUGCACACUUCGCAGCGGGGAAACAGAUAUCUCCAAAGCCUCCCGCGGCGUCGUGGUGAAGAAAUCGUUGGUGUCAUCGUGCUACUUCUGCAAAGCUAGGUCGUCUGCAGGCUGACAUUACUCACCAUUACCAUCGUCGAGUUCUCAGCCCGGCUCAGUGAUACGUGGCCGGCUUUUGAAACGAACAUUUCCCACUUUUCUUUAAGUUUAUUUUGACGAUCUGAGGGAACGGAAGCAAGACGAUUGUUUUGUGCAGUUUGGAUCUCAGUAGGCAUCUCGCUCAAAAAAAAAAAAGAACUCUUCAGCAAAACUACAGUUCGUAAAAGAGCGGCGGAAGCAUCCAGCCCGUGUUGCCACGCCCUUGCACUGAAGAUUUUUUUUAACUACUCGCCCGGCUGCAAAGAAAACAAGAAGACAUGGUGACAGCAUCGGGAAAAUGAUGGUGACUCCCCUCGAUACAUCUUCGUGAAGUGGACUCGAUGAAAUGCAUUCUAUCCCUGAAAGGACAAAAAGGUGAACACUGCGGCAGGAUGAAGUGAACGGGCGGUGGCAUCGAGCAUGGGUCUUUUGGAAGCCGCACUCAACGCCUCAGUACUGCUCGCCGCCACCGAGGCUGGAGGCAGUGGGGCUUUGAACGGCGUGCUCGACGACGGCUCUGCAGGCGGAAGCACCACUGGCGGAAGCGGAAAUGCCACAAACGACAGCGUGGCUUCGGACAGCGGCGGACACUCGGCGCCCUACUCGCUUCCCGAGGUGAUACUGAUAGCCUUCCUGGCCGCGUUGUUGAGCGCAGUCACCAUCAUCGGCAACCUGAUGGUCAUGAUCUCGUUCAAACUGGACAAGCAGCUACAGACCAUUAGCAACUACUUCCUGCUCAGCCUGGCCAUCGCCGACUUCUCCAUCGGGGUCAUCUCGAUGCCUUUGUUCACCAUGUACACUCUGUACGACCACUGGCCCCUCGGUCCCUUCAUAUGCGACACGUGGCUCGCAUUCGACUACCUGACCAGCAACGCGUCGGUGCUCAACCUGCUAAUAAUCAGUUUCGAUCGGUACUUCUCGGUGACCCGGCCGCUGACCUAUCGGGCCCGGAGAACCACCAAGAGGGCCGCCAUCAUGAUCGCCAGCGCCUGGGUCAUAUCCCUGGUGCUGUGGCCGCCGUGGAUCUACUCCUGGCCCUACAUCGAGGGCCAACGCAGCGUUCCGCUGGACCGCUGCUACAUCCAGUUCUUGGAGACCAACAUAUACGUGACGUUCGGCACGGCCCUGGCGGCUUUCUACGUGCCGGUCACGGUCAUGUGCAUCCUCUACUGGCGCAUCUGGCGGGAGACCGAGAAACGCCAGAGGGACUUGACGCAACUCCAGGCGGGCCGGAAGGAGACCGGCGGCAGCCGGAAGUCGACGUCCAGCGACGACCCCGCCGAGUCGGAGGACUUCCGCCGCGGCCGCAGCGACUCCUGCCCGCCGGACGUGGAAACCACGUACGUGCCCACUUCGCUGUGCGUCGAGACUUCCAAGUACCUGCCCCCAGCGGCGCCCAAGAGGCGCCGACUUCGCGACGUGCUCCUGUCUUGGUGUCGCAUCGACAACGACAAAGAGGACGACGACAGCACCAGCCACGGAGGCUCGCCCGGCACCCAGACGCCGGCGUCCAUCGAGACGCCGGUGCAGUCGGCCUCGAUGACCUUCCGGGCCGACCAGCUCGUCCAGCUGAACCCGGCCGGGCGCGCCGGAACGGGGACUACCAGCGCGAUCUCUAGCAUAGGAGGCGGUGGCGGUGGCGGCAGCAGCGUCAGCAUCCCUAUGACAGACCGCAACGGCCUCCGACGCAACGAGAAGACUGGCGCAGCAGCAGCGCCCACGUCGGCGUCCCGCUCCUACUCGUCCGAUUCGGUGUACACCAUACUGAUCCGGCUGCCGACGCAGCCGUCGCUGGAGGGCGAGACGUCGCAGGCUUCCAUCAAGAUGAUCCUCGAAGAGGACGCCGAGAAGCACGAGGCCGGCAGCGGGACGGCGUCUUCCGGCGCGGCCGCGGCGUUCGCCAGGACGUCGUCCGAGGACUCGUCAGCGGCCAUGCGUACCGGGGACUCCGGCCUGGAGACCAUCCGGAUACCGCUCAACACCAAACUUGUGCACCGCCAGGUGGUCGCCAAGCAGCGGGCGGCCCCCAAAAAGAAGCGCAAGCAACAGGAGCGCAAGCAGGAGAAAAAAGCCGCCAAGACGCUGAGCGCCAUCCUGCUGGCCUUCAUCGUCACCUGGACUCCCUACAACGUGCUGGUGCUCAUCAAGACCGUCUCGUCGUGCGACGACUGCAUCCCGACGGGCCUGUGGAACUUCGUCUACUACCUGUGCUACAUCAACAGCACGGUGAACCCGUUGUGCUACGCGCUGUGCAACGCGAACUUCCGCCGGACCUACAUGCGCAUCCUGUCGUGCAAGUGGCACAACAAGCAGCGGUCCAUGAAUCGCGGCUACUUCACCUGAAGCGGAGGACCCCGAUCUCUGGCGCUCUCUGGCUCUCUUCCGAAGACCACGGCUUUAUCGCCUCGGCAGAAUGCGGCCUUCUGCCUCUUUCUCUUUGUCGCAAACCUUGAGCUGUACCGAAGCUCCAGCGGAGUCGAGUUCGUAAGGGUUCUGCAUUCGCGAUCUCGGUUACGCCUUUCGCGACGCCUGUGGAAGUUACGCACAACCCUUGCUAUCUCAGGAGUGGUGCAGAUUGUUACGCUUAGUGUUUGCAGUAGCAGCGAGAGUUGAAGAACUUUGAACGAGUCGAACACAUCCCGGGCCGAGAACACAAGAAAGCUGCAGGGAUGAAUCUUUGCGUAAGUGGCUUCAGCGAUCUCGUGAGAGUGCACUUACGUGUCCGAUGUAACGCUGGGCGAUUGCUAGCACCUUCCUGUACAGCAUUCUGCUAGUUUCUAUGGCGGAAACAGUGACUGAUACGUGGGUCGAUGACCCCGCUUUGGCGUCUCGACAAUGGUCGCCAGGACUAGGUUGAUGAUUUCUUUGCGAACUGUCUGCAGUAAGUUCGAGUGCUCCCGGUAGAACAGGGUCAGCAGUUGGGUUGAAUAAAUGUCAAAUGGCCAGACAUACCCGAGCGUAGUAACAUAAUUUCCACUUCUGCAAGUCACACGCGCGUCUUGAUUGCGGUAUCUUUGUUGUGCCAAAAUAAUUCCACUGUCCUUUAAAAUACUUCCUUAAGAAAGUUUUCUUUUAAUUUUGUAAAGAACGAGUGACUCACAGCUGUAGAUGUGGAAAAUUACUGACUUGCUUUGCGUUGUAACUUGGCAAGUUGUAAAGCACAUACACUCACCGAAGUUUCCCUAGCAGCUUGCGAUAGUGCCAAAGUUUGCUGAAGCUGGUAUUGGCUGCUUCGCGACUCCGGUGCUACAAGAAGGCAGUCAAAAUAGUGACAUCAAGGUAAAGACUUGGCUAAACACUCUGAGAUUUAAUGACGAAUAGUCAUUUGCGGAUAAUGGAGGAUAAAUAUAUUCAUCAAAGUACGUACGCACAUAAUAAAUGCUAUAGAAAAGUGUGACAGCAGUUGCUUGCAUUGCAUAGAUACCCAUCCCCUAACCCAUUUAUAAGUCAGGUGAUGCGAAGCCGCAGCGUUUGUCCUUAACCGCAGAUGGCAACACGCGUUGCAAGGUAUCAUUUCCAAGCGCAUUCGGGCUUAGCAAUGCGGGAGUACUGAAGCGAACCCUCUGUUUCGCCGGUUUGACCGGGAGCAUCUGAGGUCACUGUGAGUCGCCCUUACGGGGUCAUUCACUGUGUGACCACGUCACUUCGUGCUCUUUUAUAAGACGAAGGCUUCCCUUCGUGUUUUCUUACGAUCAAAGACAUCGUUAUUGCCGCGAGGACACUUCCGAACACCAGCAAGAUCAAAGGAGCGAUUAAAAGUUUUUAUUACGAAGGCAAUUAGCCAGUGGAACACGUCGCAUCGGUAACACGUUUCUGAGUCUUCACACUCGCCGAUACACGCUGAUUUCGUUGUAUGUAUAUAUAUCGUAUAUGGGAGUCGUGAAACCGUGGCUCCUCACUGCGCAGAGUCUCGUUAGAUUGUAAUAAUAGGUCCACGUGGUGCGCCAUCCGAUAAGGUGUACUUAGGCUCAUGUGUGUUUACAUUUGAGACGCAAAUUGCGUACCUAUUUGCUUGCGGUUCAAUUGCCGAACAUACCCGUCUGUUUUGAGCCUCUUUUUUUUCCUUGCUGUGGAAUUGCCGGAACUCCCGAACUCGGCACUGUUGUGACAGCCGUUAUGAGGACCCAGGGAAUCGCCUGGUGCGUCUGGUUGUGGGCGUCGGGCGGCGAUCGCGGAGUGGAACCAGUGGGACGAUCGGAUCACUCUCAGCAUGCCAUCUAGUCCUGAAAGCAUGGCGUGGUUAGCGGGUUUUGUUUCUUACGGCAUGCGGCGCUUUAGAGCGGAAAACGUAGCCGUCGUGGCUUUUCUUUUUUUUCGUAAAUGAUGAGCGCUAUAGGGGCGAGUGCACCCGUGAGUGGUUUUGUCACGGCCCAGAACACACGAAACCCUUUCGAUGCUCCAAGCCACCGUACACUCGCAAUUGGUACAGAAACGAUUAACCCACAAGAUCGUAAUCAGAGACGCAACUACGCUGAUGAUUUCGUGAUGUGCUGCAGCCGUCAUUGGUUGCUGUUUGUUUUUUUACCGUUAUUUUGCCGCAGUUGACUGAGGGUACAGCACAAGGCGGCUCUACACUUUACGUUCCUUCAUUUUACCUAUUGUAGCGUCGUUGUGGCAGCUCAUAGGAGACUAGUCAGCUUAUUUCAUUCCCCGUGAGGUGUUUCAUUCAGCUGUGGGCCAAACAAUUUCAUUAACUUUAUCCGAAAGGUUUGUGGCGUUGAAGUUCUGCCUCGCGGCGCGUUGUAACGCAGUAAGGCCGAACCACGUCUUGAGCUUGGACAGCAAGCCCCGUCGCUUAAGCUGAAACGCCGUCUUACCGAUGAAAUGCGUUCUACUCCGCAGCCGCCGUGAAAUUCAGGCGUCGCACCUUGCGUAUUGCUUUAUGAUGUACAUAUAUAUGAACAUAGUCAAUGUGCAAUUUCUUACAUCACCGUGAAUGAACCCGGGGUACAUUUUAGUUUCUUGUUACUCUCUUUGAACUUGUCACAGCGCGGUUAGAUGCCGCAGUACAUUCUCGGCUCAGGUUUCCUUUUUUUAUAGUGUGAUACACGUCCGGAGCUUGUAACGCCUUGUCCAGAGCCCGUAGGAAGAAUACGUGUGUAUCGGUGUGUGUACCAAAUCUGUCGCCCCCGCACGCGUCAUGUGCUCUCAUUCUCACCUCUUUUCUUUCCGAGUGACACACUUGUGGUAACCACACGCACCCCAGUUCCGCACAGUCAUUCUUCCGACAGCGAUCACCGCUUGCAACAUUCGCCUUGCAGACUCGGCCUCCUGGCAUGUCCGGCUACUGGCGUUGCAGAAGCCUGCAAACAUCUUACGUGCUUGGUACCGAACACUCAUCAGCAUGCGAUACCGUUGCAUCCAAGGUACGACAACCCUGUACAGUGGUUGAGAGGUUUGGUUAUUGAAUUUGCAAAGCGUCGAAUGGACGGAAUGCGUAACGAGAAGUAUGCAAUAUGGACGCUGGGCCGUCGAUCUCCGGAGCCGGCAGUGCGUUAUUCGCGUUUUCUGUCGCGUACUUCUUGCUAUGUUGCUCUGGUCAUCUUCUGAUGAGCAACGUUAUAUUAAAGGAACGACUAUUUUCUCCGAGCCUCCGCGAGCAAACCGCGGGAAAGAGACCAAGGCAACGUUAAGAACAAUUUAAACUUUUGAUAAGUGAUAAGAGAUGUUCGUUGCGCAAGUGAGUUGGGAGGAAUAAAGAGUGAGGUACACAGGGCAGAAGCCACGACUAUUCUUCCUUCUUCCUCAUGCACUUUCACUACGAGCGUCUUCUCAGGCAAAGACAAGCUCCUUCUCGACGGGUGCUAUUAGACCUGGCUUGAUGAUUCAUUAAAAUGAAAAAGCAGCAGUGGGGUUGUGCUGUCAAGGCAGCGGUUUGAAUACCACAUUGAGUGAACGUGCGCUGUAAUUGAGGGGAAGAAGUUAACUGGGGCAGCGCGUUGGGUGCCCUCACGUGCACAACAGCGUCGACGAGUUGCUUAAUGUAUCAAGAUGUCGGAAAAUGAAGAAAAUGCGGUAACGCACGGCAGAUGAUCAGACGACUUAAUGAGCUUUAGAAAUCACGGAGGGACGUCAUGUUACCGGGGACGGAGCCAAUAGGAGACGUAUACAAGACGAAUAGAAGACCUCUAUUGUAGCCGAAGAGCUUUAGCUGUGCCACAUCCAGUUAUCUCAUUUUCCUGUGGCUUAGGAAACGUCCUUCGGCGAAGAAUAAGCUUCAUCCGGUCUGCAGUCAUAUUACAGCUACGAGCUAGUCCAACAUGGAACACGAUUUUAGGUAUCGCCUCAGUAGGUGUCGGACGGCCAGGAGGUCAGGAGCAUACGACGAAUGACGCAUUUCAGAUAAGCACGCAACAGAUUUGCACAGACACAGAUAGACACGAAGCCACGACGUCACGCGCACCACAAGACGACCUCACUCUGUUUCCUGGAACAAUGACGCAAAACCUUGCCGCUGGCAGAUGUCGACUAGCACUUCACACAUAGCCAGCGCCACCUCAGUGCGGAAGGCCUGUGCCAUUUCUCUCACGGCAUUCAUUGUUUCGCCACGAGAGUGCAUCUUAAGGGUCGAGAAUAUAUGUAAAGAUUCGUAUUUAUGCUAUGCACAAACGCAGAAAUUUUAAACACCAGUGGAAGGGUAGCCCCAAAGCACAGCUGAAUCGCGAAAUCACGGUCCGAUUCUCCUUUCUCGCGUAUCCCUGUGGUAAUCCUAGCGGCCAGAAAACGGGGGUGGUGGUUACGCAUAAUGGCACGCAUCAGUCAGUCACUGUAUCUGGGGACCUUCUUCUGAGAGGCUCGUUCUGGGCAUUGCCAGACAGUGACAUAUAUGCGAAUUAGGACUGCCGUGAAUUCUGAGCAUCCUCAGUGUCAGUGAGUGUGAGUGAGUUCCCUUUGGAGCAGUGUAAGGAAAGCUACAAGUUGAGUCGUCACUCAUAAAACGUACCUGCUAACGACGUCACUCUCCUAGAGAGAGUCGCCCGAACGGCAACCAGAAUUCUUAGGCCACUGUAAUUAAUUCCUUCUCUCUCGGUGCAUUUCCUUGGGAGCUGCACGAAAGAUAAGCCACAGGCCUAGCGUGCAAUACUAAAACCAUCGUUCUAAUGGCGACCAGCUCUCCUAAACAGUCCCGAGAAUCGUAAGUGCAGUGCUCAGGCCUUCUGUCACUCGCAGGCGGCGUUCUUUACAAAGCACAAACAAAAGCGCCAUCGUAUUGGCGUGGCGUGGUGGCAGGCAGGUGUGGCGAGCACACAACCAGAACAACAGAGCAUCGAGAAUGUGCAAAUUACGUGUAAAUUUAUGCCUCCCCCCCCACCCCUUCGAAGCUUUCCUGCUGUAACUAUAACUUUCGAUUUAUAUCAUCGCUCAGACCUCGCGUUUUAUUUCUUCACAUUUUUUCCUUUGAUAUAGCUGCACGAGCCUGACUGUGUCACUAGACUCGGGCAUCAUUUGCCACCAUGAGCACGUUUGUAAAUUUGGUGAAAUCAAUGUUGCUUCUAAGAAGGAGCUUCCAUUUCACUUUGUAUAGACAAAGCCAGCGUCGUUUCCAUGCCACCCACCGCUUGAAAUGAAGAAAAUGUUCUUGCAGCUGUACCUAAUUAUUUCUGACAGCCGUUCAAGCAAAUAAACAAAUCUAUCUUUUCGUUAACAUUGACUAAAGUUCAUAAACUACAGCCAUCAAAAAUGACAGGGAAGCCAAAUACCACACGCCAUUUACGGACUCGGAGUUUGCAUCCGUAGCUGUAAGAUUAUGUUUCGCAUACCGAGGCAAAAUGUGAAAGCUGAUUCAGUAAACACGUCUUAGGUAAAAUGACUGUUUCGUAACUGGUUCAAGGAAUUAUCAUUGCUAUAGAGUGUUUUACCUUUAAAGUGUCCCCUCGUUCUUAAUUUGAGUUAUUUCGAAAUGGGAUUUUUUCCCUAAGGAAAUUUUUGUAUCUAUGGUGGCAACGUGAUGAGGCCUCUUGAAGUUAGCGCACUGUUUCCCGAUUUCCCGAUUUGAUGCUUUGUUGUGUAGUAUGCUUUACACCGAAUGUCCACUACGCCUCUUCUUGCGUUUAGACCGUAGCCGCGAGCGAUGUCCUUUAGGGUCAGUGCUGUGCUUAUUUAUUUAUUGAUAAAAAGGAGGUAUCCACGACACAGUGUAACAGAGCGUUCCGCAUGACUCUUUAGCAGCUGUAUAGUCGUACCAUGGGUAUAAGCGAGUACAGUGUUUUGUCUCUAAUCCAAAUCACCUCUGCGCGCCAUGGGGCCGUGGUCUCGGUGAUUAAACACUCAACUCAAGCAGAUCACAUGUGAGUGUGUCUUUUUUAAACUGUCUCUCUGUACCUGAUUGUGUAGCAAAUUUACUAUAUAUAUAUAAAUAUAUAUAUAAUUGUCGAGCCACUUCGAUGACGCAUGCGCACACAAGAUUGUGUGUGCCCCUUAUUGUGCGAGCAGAUGUACAAGGGGAAGUUCGCACAUUGAUAUACCUGUUUGCGCGCUCUGUUAGCCACUGUAUGUGUUAUUACAUAUGCACCUUCGCGAGGAACCCGUUGUUUGAGAGUCUCUCUGUGUGAUUUAAGGGAAAUGAGGGGAAAUGCUUGACAGGGUGCAGCGAAUCAAGGUGCGUACACUCUGCUACACGACUGCCUUUCCUAUAGCAAAGUUGAGGAGUCGCGCUAAACCUCUGUGAAGUUUGGCCUGGAAGUACGCGGGACAUAGCGCUGCGAUAGCCAAUGAUGCGGUGUUUCGAUUCUGUUGCCCUAAAAGGGAGAGACCUUGUGAGUUCUAGAUUGCAGCUGGCGAUCUAUAGUGGCACGUGGCAGCCGCUGUCGAAGAGAUGCCAGCUUUGUUUGAUCCGGCCUUGAUUAUUUUUCUUUUGGAAACAUGCUGUUUAUGAGCGUUAUUUAUUCCACAGAUUAGAAUUAGAGCCUAAGAAGAGCUUAACCUGUGCAGAAUGCUUAUUCUGCUGUGAACUAUUAUUAGCAUUAUUUAUUUUCAGAGCCAUAAGCCUGUAGUGAGCGUUCGAAUUGCUCAGUAUUGCACCCGCCGAAUCAAACAGUUUUGUUGUGAUCGAAGCUAUUGGAAUGAUUGGUUACGCCUACCCUUUCAACUUAUUGGCUAUGGCGCUGUGUAGGUGAACGCAAAUUGCCGGGUUCAAUUCUCGACUGCUGUAGCAGCAUGUCGACGAGUGCCGAAUUCGAAACCUUUCGUUUACACAGAUUUGUAUGCUGUUUAUUCUAUUCCAUAUUGGCAGAAUUCUGAAUCCUGCAUUGUGGAGGCCUAGGUAGCCUCGAUAAGGUUUUGAUAGUUAGAACCACAAAUAUAUAUGCUGCACAAACAACCGUUUAUGUGUGACUCAACUUGACUUAGAAGCGGCCAUCGUGAAAGAAGCGCAUCUUUACUUUUUGGGGGGAUUCGAUCCGCCGACAACACCGCGGAUGGCAGCGUUCCCAGAGGAUGUGCGUGGAAGUAGGGUUUCCACAGUUUCUUCAUUGCUACCUUGAUCUACUGCAUCAUGUCAGGAUGCCUGACCUCGUUGAGCGCAACGUGAUGUUCUUUCGCUUUGUCGUUGUCUUGUCCAGCAAACGUUUUCUUUCCAUACUUCUACUGUACCGCGUUUAUGAGUGAAUGCUGCGCUGAGUAGCUUUAUUGCGGGAAACGAGGGAAGUCAUGCUUUAAAGUCGCCUUUCGUAAGUUCGACUGCUUGGCCGUGGCCUCGACGCUCCCUUAUCCUUGCUGCUUGACUUUCUGAGUGCAGGGAAGGUGUUCGAGGUGCAUUUGGACGGGCUCAGUUGGCACUCAAUGCGUCAGUAUGCGAUUGGCUGUUUCAUCCUUCCACGGGAUCGUAGCUUGGACUCUCAAAGAAAAAAAAAUCGGUCGCAUGAAAGUAGAGUUUCAUCCCUGUGAGGCAAAUAAUAUCGCUCAGCAAGAUAAACUUUUGCUCAGAAUGAGGCUCUCUUAUUUGGGGAAUUCGGGGUAGUAUGUCCCGUUAUGGACUAAGGUUUUCCUAUGAGACGUUCUGUAUAUGCUCACGGGCAUGCGCCUGGCCGUAGGAAUGACCUAACGGAAAUCUAGUAAAUAGUUCCCUCUGGAGCAUAUAAAUUUCAGCUGUUGUUUUUCUGCCGUCUUUUUUUUUUCUCGAAUCGAAAUUUCUUAGAGCCGCGACUGUUUUAGUCUCUGCAACUGCUAUUCACUCAACAUUUGAUCGAGUAAUUGCUGUUGCCAGAAUGAAGAAACAGCUGUCUGAAAAAAUUUAGUGCUCCAGAUUUAGAGCUAGCCGUAAUAUCAUCGGGCACGCGCGCUCUCCGCUUUUCCGCCGCGCUUCGUUGCGAUAAUUCGCUGACGUCGGCACAGUAGUGCUGAACACAAAACAGAGCAAAGAGAAAUUUACGCAGCACUACGGCUGACAGAAAAAUGAAAAGUUCGCGGCUGUUUGAAGAGGAUCAAAUAAGUCGUCAUCUCCGACGAGCUUCCUCCCGACACUCAGGCGGAAAUUGGACUCGGAAAUAUGGAACAGACGCAAAGAGAGGGCGCCAUAUUUAUCUUCGUUGUGUCGCUUUCUUUUCUGUUUCCUGAUGUGACUCGUCUUACUUAUCAAGUGGUCGCACUAUUAUCCUCGGCGGAUGACUUUCUGCCACUAAGAAGUCUUUUUUUUUUUUCGAUGACUUUUUUUGUCUGCGUUCCCUAUUUCUGUUUCUUGUCCAUGAUUGUUUAUUAACUCUCGUACGCAUCUAUGUGAGUUAAUAUUCUAAGAAGAAAAAAGAAGAGAAUCAAUCUGUCUUCCGACCAGCGUAAUCUUAUUUAUAUUCAUGCAUUUGUCGAUCGAUUUCCCGCUCGAGCAGAAGAUUACCAGGGAAAGGAUUACCACUUUGGGACAUCUAAAUGGCAAUAAUAUCAGGAAAAUUACCUAAAAGCAAAGAAAUUCUAUUUUGUGUGUGGAUGCAGAUUUUUGGUAGGAGUUUCCGAACUUUUUUUUUUAACUAACACUCAUGACGCCGUUAUCGGGGCAUUUCGUUUCUUCGCACUCCACAAUCUAGAGUGUCCUUAUUAUAAAUAUUUUGUGUCACGUGACUACUCCGUCUUGUCGCGUCAAGACCUGACAGCAAUGUUUCAGAGGCGCUGGUUAGCUAUGGUCUCGUAAAAUGCUACGCCAUCAGAACAGAUCUGCGGUACGAGAAUGUCAAACAGUCUGAGCCCAUUUCCUAUCGAAGGGGAGCGCUUUAACGUAUGACUUCGUCUCUAGAUUCGUCUCGUACGUCUUUGUGUGACUUAGUGGAGAUGCGCGAGUGUUGAAGAUAAGUAUGUCUGAGCUUGCAGUGUCAAAAAAAAAAAGAGAUAAAAACUGUGACCACAGUGAGCACAUGCGUUUGCAUCAGAGACUGAUACUGUCAGAGCCGUCGAUCUGAAAGUUGGUGCGAAUUCGGAGCUCGAACGAACUCUGCAAAGUCUCAUCAGAGAGUGCAUCUUGUUCGGCACCCUGCAUUACCCCAUUAUUUCUUGUUUUAUCUCGCACUCCAGUCGACCUCUAUGAUAUAUAUUUUCUGCGUUGAAUACCGCAGUUUUACCUUAGGAUGAAAAAAAAAAUGCCGUGAACAUACUGUGUUAUCCCGCUCAAAAUCCAGGCACUAUUCAAUAGACCUGCUCCUCUUCGCAUCAGAUUUUGGACGCAAAAAGAACUUUCUGCUAUAUACAACAUGGGGCCAAGUGCCACCAUCUGCGCGUAUUCCACUUUAGCGAGAGCGAGGGAUAACUAAGUCAAGGUGCACGGUAUUUUUAAAACUUGGUGUGUGUCUUUGUAAAUGUGCAACUGCGGUUCUUUCAGGAACUUGAAGCGUGAGCUCAAGCCACACUUCAGAAGGCGACCAUGCCCAAAGCGAUAAAAAAAACAAUGUGUAGAUCCAUGCCAGUCAUCUCGUUGUGAUUACCCUUUUUUUCGCAUGCCUCGCAAUUUGCUAACCCCCUUUGGAUCUCUUAGUCACCACUUCGAAAGGUGCAGCAUGAAAAAGACCGCUAGUGAGCAAGUGCUUGAUUAUUCGACAGGCAGCAAUGUACCCAAGCAAUGCAUCCAUUCGCGCACUAUCUCUGUUCUCAUAGGGUACUACAGCUUGUCUCCAGUUUAACGAGGCAUAAGCUGUGUCAGGUGAAGCUGCCCUCGGCGAACAUAAGCGCGCUGCUCAAAGCCUGCGAGCUUAGAAAUUAGGGCCCUCUGUGCUCACUCGACCACGCAUUCUGGAGUUUCUACCGCUUCAAUCCAAUCACCCCUUCCAGGAUUUUUGUGACGGCUGGUAGGCGUCCUUCUAUUUUUACUUUUUGGGCACAAAAAUGAUCUAAACGAAACUUCUUGGUCACCUUUCAGGAACUGUUGGAAAAUAUUUAACUGGGUCACAUUGUUUCCAGCGGUCACUCUUCCUGAAAAUACAUCAAGUUCUACAACUCGGUGGAAAAUUUUGUUUUCGCUAGCGCCCCCCCCCCCCCCCCUUUCUUUUUCCGCAAUUGGCCGCCUAACUUUAAAAGCUCGAGGGUCUUCUCGGCCUGCCACAGGAAAAAUAGCUGUAUACUUUUCAUUAUAUUUACGAUUGUGAAUUCGAUUGAUUGAAUUUGUGGAUAAAUCAAAGUUUCGUUUUUACUUAUAUGAAACCAUACUCGAUAGUCCCAGUGGCGAAUAGCAAGCCAUCACUGCAUUCAUCAAACGCUACGUGCUAAUGAGGCCCAAUGAUAUUCUCGGAGCCAGAAAGCGUUUGCACCAAAAUGCACGACGGGAAGCCACUUUAGCACAAUCAGCAGCUCUUUAUCAUUGAGACUUUCCUGCGGCCUGUCGAGAACCAGUGACUGCACAGAAAAUAUAUACGUGCCAUGCCCCUCCUUCGUGCUAUCUCGCUAUAUUCUGUGAAUAGCACUAACCCACUCUUUAAAUGCGAUGUCUGACAAUAGGCAUGCGCUAAUUUUACCUCUGUGUUACGGUUGUCAUCGGAAAUAUCCUGGGUGUUUGAUGAUUUUACAUUCUUAACACCCUUAUCUGUGGCGCUAGCGAUAAAACUACCUGCGAGUGCCACCUGAUGGCUCCAGGGUUUCGGACAAGCGUCACGAGUGAUCUCAUUAAGUGCGCUAGCAUUAUCUUCAAGAGUUGCAUGAGAGUCCUAUCCGCUGCGCCACUUUAGUCGAAUUCAUUUUCAUUACGUGACCGAUAUCUUCAUCACACGCAAAUUUUCUAGUAUUGUGCAAACGUAUGCAUGGUGGCUUAGACGUAAGAUACUGAUGCCGAGCUGUGCUUUUGCUAUUCUAUGCACAUGGUCAAUCUUGUUCGUUGCUGUCCUCAAUUCGACGAGGUUGAGCUGACUCUCGUCACGAUCACUUGUGUUACGCGCCCAAAUAGUGAACGUUCAACGGAACUAAUACUGGACCAUUCAGAUGUCCUUCCUACAGAUGUCGCGGUGACCUUGCUGUCUUUCUCCGUGGAACCACUUGUAUCUGGUAACUUGUGUCUGUAAUCACCUUUAGCUUCAGUCCCACUUGACCCGACCUCACUCGCAUGCAGAAAUGGUGGCUGGAAAGAAAGGCGCAACAAGUGAUGUGCUUUGACGGUGCGAUUGCAAUGUACAGAGCGAGUGCGGUGCUAAAGAUGGGUGCGGCGUAAGGUGCAUUGUUUUCCUUGAGUAGCGCAAUGCAUGAAACGUGGAUGCGUAUGUUUUCGUUUCUGAGUAGACGUGUGCUUGAAUGUGUCGCGUGGUAGCGAACGUGAACAAAAAAAAAGUGGCAGCGCGUGUUACCUAGUCUGUUGUCGUUGAUGUUGUUGUUGGUACUGUUGCAGUGCUCUUCCGCAAUUCUUUCGUAUGGCCCUAGAUAAGCCAGUAGCACCGCAGUGUCGCGACACCUGCCGGCACCGCGAGUAAGUGGUGGAUGUCUACGUGUUCGCGCAUGUGGCCAUUUGCCUCCCUGUUGAGACCCAAUUGCGCAGCUAUGCCAAAACGAUGACGCCAAUGCCGGCGGGCAAGUUUUUUGCUUGCGCGCAUGUGUGCGAGCAUCAAUGUGAGUGUGUGUGCCUGGUGUGCUGUUCCUUUGACCCCGUUUGACGCCACCCUGUCCGCUCUCUCAGCCGACUGCUGCCACCAGGUGUCGUUGCGCUGUUCUUCUUCAACACCACCAGUGCGUUUGUCAAUAGUGAGCCGUGUGUACUUUCGCCCGUGGUCAUUCAGUGUUUCUCUUCGUUUUCCUUUUCCGCGUACCGGGCCACGCGUGGAAAAAAAAAAUGAAAGCGUACUGCUAUAUUCCGGUUGAACAAUAAAACGACAGCGUCCGUCUU